CAAUGUGUCGAUACAAAUGUACCUGAAAUCAAUCAUGGAGUUUGAUGAACGUCAAGGAACUUUGUCCUACACUGUAGGCUUCGAAAUAACGUGGAAAGACUACCGACUAAUGUGGAACUCAUAUCUGUACGGGGGUGUAUGGUAUUUGAAUGUUCCAUUGACAAUGAUUUGGUUCCCGGAGCUGCUUCUCUCGUCCCCUGCCACGAGCAGGAGCUAUAUAACACAGAGUUGGAGUAAAGCGCGGAUUUAUUAUGAUGGAUUUGUACUUUAUGUAGAAGGGGCACUGAUUGAAAGUACGUGCGAAGUAAAUGUGAAGUACUAUCCAUUUGACGUGCAGUCUUGCAACACAUCAUUCAUCUCAUUGGGUUACACGUAUAAAGAUGUGAAUUUGAUGUGGGUGAAAGAGUCAAUAGAUAUAACAUUGUAUCCCGGUAACUCUAUGUGGGAUUUAGAAUCAACGUCUGUUAGUGUGCAAACAGUUGCUACAGGAGGCGGUCAACAAGAAAUGUUUGUCACAUUUAAUCUCCGCAGAAAACCGGGGUAUGCAAUUGUUAACGUUCUUUUGCCAAUUUUAUUUCUUGGUAUUCUCAACGCGUUUGUGUUUUUGUUGAUACCCGAAUCUGGCGAGAGAAUUGGCUACUGCAUCACGACGCUGCUUGCAAUCGCCGUCUACAUGACAAUCAUCAUGUCCAGUUUACCGCAGUCCUCCGACCCAACCCCGUUGAUCAACUACAAACUUUUGAUCGACCUCGUCUACAGUGCCCUCAUAAUUGUAGCUGUAAUACUGAACAUGCGUUUGAACGGAAAAGACGACGAUGUCCCGGUGCCAAAGAUUCUGGUAUCUUUCUAUCUCGCCCUGAUGUGCAGAGCUUGUGGCGGAAAACCAGUGAGACCAGCAUCAAACGGCUUUACAGCCGAUCAAAAUGCAACCAGUUCAAAUGAAAGCAGUAGUAAACUACAGGAAAGUGAUAUCCCGGACUACUCGCCAGUUAAUUCCGUGGACGCCCAAAAAGUAACAUGGAAGAAGAUCAGCUCUCUUCUGGACAUUAGUUUCUUUGUACUAUUCGUUUUUCUUUCUUUUCUUAUUUUUGUAGUUUUUAUCUCGAUUCUCAAAAGCGGGUCGUAAUCUAGGACGAGAUCAGUGGCAUAGGAAAAUUAUCUAUUAAACAUAUUUGCAAAUUUUUAUCUUAAUCAUUGACUCUUGGAGUAAAACACAUCCAUGUAUUCGCGAUAAUUGGUCGUUAGCGGAUUUGAUUGAACCAGCAAAACUAUAUUUCC
This is a messenger RNA of Dreissena polymorpha, 1278 nucleotides long. RefSeq names its product ligand-gated ion channel 4-like. Gene Ontology annotation, biological process: monoatomic ion transmembrane transport; signal transduction; regulation of membrane potential. Gene Ontology annotation, cellular component: neuron projection; synapse; membrane. Gene Ontology annotation, molecular function: extracellular ligand-gated monoatomic ion channel activity; neurotransmitter receptor activity; transmembrane signaling receptor activity. The transcript has a single exon. NCBI's taxonomy places the organism in Eukaryota, Metazoa, Mollusca, Bivalvia, Myida, Dreissenidae. The coding region runs from base 17 to 1126 and encodes 369 amino acids. The record is from RefSeq and is a predicted model, not a curated record.